Molecule: messenger RNA, 663 nt
Organism: Rhodamnia argentea
Lineage: Eukaryota; Viridiplantae; Streptophyta; Magnoliopsida; Myrtales; Myrtaceae
Product: receptor-like protein 35
Exons: 2
Coding region: 1-663 (220 amino acids)
Molecular function (GO): protein binding
Source: RefSeq, a predicted model, not a curated record
AUGGCAUCGUACUUCUACGCUGGCUUCGUGCCCACACUCUUGCGCGCGCUCCUUGUCAUUCAAGUCUUGGAAUUCAGUCAUUCCAAAGCCUCGACAAACUGCAUCGGUGCCGAGAGGGAAGCUAUCCUGAAUUUCAAGCGGAGACUCACCAAACCUUCGAGACAUCUGCUGUCGUGGACCGGCGAUCAUUGUUGCAAGUGGGAAGGAGUCAAGAGUAGCGAGGAGAUUGGUCACGUCUCGAAGCUCCACCUUCGUAAUCCCUGCGAUGGCUUAGAGAAGUGCGGUCUGAGAGACCUUUCAAGCAACGCAUUAGAUGCGCUGAUAUCGGAAGGGUUGACUAGGCUUGCUCGACUUCAGAAUUUGAACCUCUCUCGCAAAAACCUAAUUGGAAAGAUCCCUUCGGAUAUUGGCGACUUGAGACAUUUGGAAUCACUAGAUCUGUCCAAGAACAAGCUAUUGGGUGAAAUCCCUCCAAGCAUAUCCAAUUCAGACUUUCUUGGUCGUUUGGAAAUUUCCUUCACCGAUUUGCUAGGUCUUGCUCCGUCGGGUAGUCAUCUAAGCACUCUGGAGGAUCAGUCUGUUUUUCGUGGCAAUGAUGGACUUUGUGGAGCUCCUCUUGUGAAAGUUUGUCCUAGGGAUGACCAUAACAAGAUGGACAGAUGA